Messenger RNA from Lachancea lanzarotensis, 282 nucleotides. It is a transcript of the gene COX19, whose product is annotated as LALA0S10e03708g1_1. Gene Ontology annotation, cellular component: mitochondrial intermembrane space. The record is from RefSeq and is a predicted model, not a curated record. The transcript has a single exon. Lineage: Eukaryota; Fungi; Ascomycota; Saccharomycetes; Saccharomycetales; Saccharomycetaceae. The coding region runs from base 1 to 282 and encodes 93 amino acids. Gene Ontology annotation, biological process: mitochondrial respiratory chain complex IV assembly.
AUGUCUGCAAACCCAGGAAACGCAUUAAAGGCCUUAUCGCCUACUCCUCCAGAACGUGGGUCCUUUCCGCUGGAUCAUGAUGGUGAGUGCACCAAGCAAAUGCAGGAGUAUCUACAAUGCAUCAAGCUAGUGAGAGGUGAAAAUGCUCCCAACUGCAGACUAUUGGCCAAAGAGUACCUAAAUUGUCGUAUGGAACACCAACUGAUGGAACGAGACGAGUGGAAAAAUCUGGGAUUGCCUGGCGACCCCAAGAAGCCGGAAAGCAGCGAGAAGCAGGCUUAA